Molecule: messenger RNA, 2940 nt
Organism: Linum trigynum
Lineage: Eukaryota; Viridiplantae; Streptophyta; Magnoliopsida; Malpighiales; Linaceae
Source: the annotation of a GenBank genome assembly
CUGAUUACAAUUAGAAUUUGCGGGAAUGAAGUUCUGUAUAUUUCUUGAUACUUUAUCAAAAUAAAAAGGCAAAAUUCACUUGUAUAGUCAAAACUUUCGCGCUUGUGACAAUAAUAGCCAAUUUUGGAGAAAUACCACUUAAGCCAAAAUUUUGAAAGUUUAAUGAAAAAUAUAGCCAUUUUUGCUACAAACUUUAACGGCAUCAAUAACACUUACAUUUUUUAAUGAUACGCUUAUUAGGCAGCCAACUCAGCGAACAUGUCAUCACAAUUGAACAACACUUACCAUAUAAGAUGCCAUGUAAUAUUUUACUUCAAAAAUAAAUAAAUAAAUAAAUCAUAAAGUAUUUUAUCAUUCUCUCUCCUCUCCCACCACUCCAUGUGUCCCUAACUCCGCAAUACCCAACAAAAAAUUUGAACAGCCUUCCUCCAGAUCCAAGAUCUACUUUCCGUCAUGCGCUUGGUCAGGUUACUGGAGAUUGGAGCUUGUGUUUGUGGAGAUUGGAUUGGUGGACCGACUAAAGAUUGGUAGUUAAGAGAUUGAGCUGCCAUGUCUUUUCCACCAAACCAGAAGCAACCAGCUAAAAUAGAGCAAUGAAAACUCAUCGUUCAAUGCGGGUAAUCCCAAAAUAUAAAUAGUGGAAAGAAUUCAUGGCCACUAGAUCCAGGAGCUUCUUCGUUUGAUGCAGGAGCAUAAGGCGUCGAAGGUCCUAGGGAGGAAGGGGUACGAUGGCGCCGUGACGGAUCUAUGGUCGUGUGAGGGUGAUUUUGUUCAUUCUCGUCUCUGGUUUUCUCCCAUUUUAGCAUUAGAGUUUGAAGUUUCGUCUUCUCCUCUUCCUGAACCCUUGCCUGCAAUUUCUAGCCAUUUCCAGAACCCAAAUCCUGCUUAUCUUCUCGUCUUCCGGAUUAGAUCUGGGUUUACCAAGUUGUCUCUUUGUUAUCUGGGUUUUCUAUUCACAAUUCUUGGGAUUGAUUUCAAAUCCAGAAUCAAAGAAGAAAACAAUGGUCGUUGGCAAGGAUAACAAGAGUCGGCGAGUGGAUAACAGGCUUCAGUAUGUUCUUACUCACUCUUCAUCACUCGUGGCUCUCCCUUAACUCAGGGUGGCAUGGACAGAUUAGGGUUAUUGAUUCUAUAGAGAUUGGGGUUGUUGUUUCGUCAGGGAAGGCAGAAGCUCGCUGGGGUGGUUGAUAGUGAGGGGGAUUUAAUCGAGCAAAAUCAUCAAAUUUUCUCCGCCACUUCAUCUUCUUUGCGGGAUUGCCGCGUGACUGAGAGCUCGAGUGAGAGAGAGCACCCCCUAAUGUCGCCGGCAGAUGCGCAGUGGUUCAGAGACCUGGUCGUUGACGGGUGGUUCAAACUUCAAAAUCUCUUCGUUCUCAGCCUGGCUGCGGGGUGGUUCACUCUAUGGUUGCUUUUGUCUAAGGAGAGGAGGAAGAGGAUGAACUAGUCGGGACGGAGGUAGCAAGUGGUAGAGAUGAGAGUCGGAGGUUUUGUGUGAGUGAGGUUGUUUUAGGAUUGUGGUGAUAUCCUUAAUUUUUUUAUUCUCUAAAUUCACGUGGAUUUUUACAAACAAAAUUUGACGGAAAUGCUCGCCACGUCAGUACUUACGUUUGUCUAGUGGUAAGAAUUGGACGAAUGUGGCUAUCAGUGGUAUUUCUCCAAAUUUGGCUAUUAUUGGCACAAAUGUGAAAGAUUUGGCUAUACAAGUGUAUUUUUCCAAAUAAAAAAUACUCAUCCUUCACAAAAAUGGAUCAUACGUGUCUUUUCUACUUUUCGAACACAAUUUUCAUGCUAAUUCAAAUUAUUUUAGUUGCAAAUAGAACUUAGGUUACUACAUGCAAUUGACACAAGUUGUAUAGAAAUUUACAUAUACAUCGAUCCAUUUGCCCCCAACAUUGCUGCAUUCCCAAUGACAUAAAAAUCAUGUUCCCAAGUAUGGAUUUCAGGAACAAUGCUGUAACACCCUACCCUAUACGUAUUACCUAAUCAUAUUGUUCAUACAAUUGCAGCGGAAAUAAUCUCGGGUGUUACAUUAAUUAUCAAAAUUUACCUAAAUAAAAUUUCGACAUGAAUUACUCGCGUAAUGGGCUAACAGUUCUGGCAACUUAUCCUGCAAAAUAAUUCAUCACAAACAUAUAUACUCACAACCAUAAGCAUUGGCUUUCAUAGCCAAAGUCACAGUUUCAUACUACACAACUGCAUACUAUACUGAUACAAGCCAUAAUCGUCACAACUUACAUAAUUACAAAAAUAUACACAUAUCAUCAACUUUGCACACCUGUGGAUAUCUCACACUACAUCAGAAGCUAGUAUGCACAUGAAAAACGUUCUCAAAACAUUUUUACAAAAAGGUGUGGAUCACUGGCCAAAAUCCCGAGUAGUAGUCCAAGCACAGAAUAGUUGAAGACCAUACCUCAUCUUGCCUUCAACUCUUGCUCAGCUCCCACCUAUACACCUAUCUACUACUGCUGCUGAUGAUCUGCUUACACAUGGCAUAAGCAGAGAAAGAUGAUAAAGAGGGUCAGCUCAUAGCUGAGUGAGAUAAUCAUAGCAUCGUGAGUUCAUAACAUAGCAUACCACUACCAUACAUCUAGCAAACAAGCCAAAGCACUAGGAUCAGAUCUCAGCCCUCCGACAUCCCAAUAGGCAAAAGACUCAACCACCUUGACUUAUGCAUAUGCAUCUUAUCAUGUUUUACUUAUAGGCGCCUGGCUACUCCCAUGCUAAUAACUCUCCCGGGAAACAUACCCCACAUCCCGUCGGAUGUAGUCAUACAUACCCCAACAUCCCGUCGGAUGUGGUCAUACAUACCCCACACCACUAUGGGUGUAGUCAUACCCUGACACCACUCUGGGUGUGGUCAUAUCUCGUAAGAAAUCUUCAGUCACCACCACAUGAGAGGUGUGACUAUCAUACAUAUCAUAAUAGAGUAAUAGCAUAGGG